This is a messenger RNA of Lactuca saligna, 300 nucleotides long. Lineage: Eukaryota; Viridiplantae; Streptophyta; Magnoliopsida; Asterales; Asteraceae. The record is from the annotation of a GenBank genome assembly.
AUGAAGAAGGCAAAGCUUGAUUCAACAAUAGAAGCUGCUGUAGUUGUGGCUCCACAUGAUGUUGACCUUGAAGAAGAUGACAUCGAUGUGGUUGAUGUAGAUGUUAAAAUAGAAGGUGAAGAAGUUCAUGUCAAAUCAGAAAGAGAACGAUGGUCGAAGGUAUGGAAGUUUUUUGAAAGACUUCCAAUUGGUAAUGAUGGAAGGGAAAGGGCAAAAUGUGAUGAAGAGUUAUCUUUAGAAGAGCUUACCGAUGAUGUCAUGCAAAUGGAUAACAAGGAUACAAAAGUUGAGGACGUUUAG